GUCGGUGCGGGAGCCGGGCUCGGCCGGCGCCAUGCAGCGGGGCGCGCUGCUGGCCGGCGCCCUGGCCGCCUACGCCGCGUACCUAGUGCUUGGCGCGCUGCUGGUGGCGCGGCUGGAGGGGCCGCAAGAAGCGCGGCUCCGCGCCGAGCUGGGGACACUGCGGGAGCAGCUGCUGCGCCGCAGCCCCUGCGUGGCGGCGCCCGCCCUGGACGCCUUCGUGGAGCGAGUGCUGGCGGCCGGCCGGCUGGGGCGCACGGUGUUCACCAACGCUUCGGGGGUCAACGCCUCGGACCCCUCCUGGGACUUUGCCUCGGCCCUCUUCUUCGCCAGCACGCUGGUCACCACCGUGGGCUACGGGUACACGACGCCACUGACCGACGCGGGCAAAGCCUUCUCCAUCGCCUUCGCGCUGCUGGGCGUUCCCACCACCAUGCUGCUGCUGACCGCCUCGGCCCAGCGCCUGUCCCUGCUGCUCACUCACAAGCCCGUGUCGUGGCUGAGGACGCGCUGGGGCUGGGAGCCCCGGCGGGCGGCCCGCUGGCACUUGGUGGCCCUGCUGGGGGUCAUCCUAGCCGUCUGUUUCCUGUUGCCCGCGGCCAUCUUCGCCUACCUGGAGGAAGCCUGGAGCUUCCUGGACGCUUUCUACUUCUGCUUCAUCUCCUUGUCCACCAUCGGCCUGGGUGACUACGUGCCGGGGGAGGCCCCAGGCCAGCCCUACCGGGCCCUCUACAAGAUACUGGUCACAGUCUACCUCUUCCUGGGCCUGGUCUUCAUGGUGCUGGUACUACAGACCUUCCGCCGCGUGUCCGACCUGCACGGCCUCACCGAGCUCAUCCUGCUGCCCGCCCUGAGCCCCGCCACCCUCAGUGAGGACCAGGACGAUCAGGUGGACAUCCUGAACCACGCACCAGAGCCACAGCAGCAACUCUCUGCCGGUGCCCACGUCGACUAUGCCUCCAUCCCCAGGUAGUCCCUGGGAGGGCAGGCACCAGUUCGGAGGCUGGCUGGCUGGCUGGCUGGCUGGGCCCGACUCCGGGGCGACCAGGGAGAGUUCGUCUGGCCCAUGGCACACAGAUGCAUGCCAGCCCUGGCCGCAGCUGGCUGUCCUUGCUCGUCAGCUCAAGGGGUGGGCGCUCUGUCUUGGGGCAGCGACUUGACCUUGUUCUGCUCCCUGCUCAUUUCCCUCACACUCCGUGCCCCUGCCUCCACUCUUACUGUCUUCCUGCCUCGGUUUUCCAUUCUCACGGGUUCCGUCCGCCUCACCUGCGAGCCACAGCUGCCA
This is a messenger RNA of Ochotona curzoniae (black-lipped pika), 1282 nucleotides long. RefSeq names its product potassium channel subfamily K member 6. Gene Ontology annotation, cellular component: membrane. Gene Ontology annotation, biological process: potassium ion transmembrane transport; stabilization of membrane potential. The coding region runs from base 32 to 970 and encodes 312 amino acids. The transcript is spliced from 3 exons. Gene Ontology annotation, molecular function: potassium ion leak channel activity. NCBI's taxonomy places the organism in Eukaryota, Metazoa, Chordata, Mammalia, Lagomorpha, Ochotonidae. The record is from RefSeq and is a predicted model, not a curated record.